Dovyalis caffra is the source of this 312-nucleotide messenger RNA. NCBI's taxonomy places the organism in Eukaryota, Viridiplantae, Streptophyta, Magnoliopsida, Malpighiales, Salicaceae. The record is from the annotation of a GenBank genome assembly.
AUGGAGAUGGUGCUUUCUCCAGGAACCAUCUCAAUAAUUGGAAUAGAAGAGUCCCCGGAGGAAGAGAAUCCAUUGAUUUCACCCUACUCUGCCUUGACAGCUUCAAUCCCUCCAUCACCACCAACAGCCACCAUAUUCCUUCCACGGACUGUGGCUGCCUUGGUUCUCUCCUCCAAUCCUUUGAUCACUCACAAAACUAGCUCCAAAAGAAAAUCUUUAUUGACCCCAAGAGACCACCACCUCAAAAGUGCCUUCUCUCCAUGGAUUCUUCAAGAUUGCCCUUCUUUCGACAUCAUCAGUGCACAAUGCUAA